CCGGAUUUUUUUGUCCCACGAAGUGGUCAUUCGGGCAUUUCUAGUCCACAAGAACCCCUCUAGCGGUCAAUUAAUUUAUUACCUUUGCCUCGCCUUACUUUACUUCAGGUCAGGUAAAGCUUUGUUUGUUUCCCCCUCCCGCCGCCCUCUUGCUCGCGAGCGAAUACCUUCGUUAUCUCGAAUCCGACAAAGAAUCCGUCCCGUAUCUACACAUAGAACAUGUCGGCCUCGCUUCCUGGCGCGCGGGAGCUUCCCGCUUCCCAGUAUGACCUUGAAACAUAUAUGGGACGGGUGCGCCAUACAGUGGGCAUCACAGACCCUACGACCCUGUUCGCGGGCGCGACCGGACUCGAGGCGGCCAAGAAGCUGGUGACGGAUUACAAGAUGGGAAAGAUCGAGCACAUGUCACCAUCUUUGUGGCAUGCGAAGAAGGUUGUUGACUCUACGCUGCACCCUGACACCGGCGAGCCCGUCUUCUUUCCCUUCCGAAUGUCUUGCUAUGUUCUGACCAACCUCGUCGUGACCGCCGGUAUGCUUCAACCUGGCAUGGGUACAGUCGGUAUUGUUGGAUGGCAAGUCUUCAACCAGUCCCUGAAUGUCGCAUUCAACACUGCCAAUGGCAACAAGUCCUCCCCCAUGUCGACCGAAGUCAUGAUCAAGUCAUACCUCUCUGCAGUGGGGGCUUCUUGCUCUGUCGCUCUUGGUCUUAACGCCAUUGUGCCUCGACUUAAGGUCACACCCUCCACCCGCCAAAUUCUCGGUCGACUGAUUCCCUUCGCUGCCGUUGCUACAGCUGCUGGCCUUAACACCUACCUCAUGCGCCGGGACGAGAUCGUCAAGGGCAUCGAUGUUCGACCUGUGCUUUCGGAUGAUGACAAGCAGAAGCUCAUCGCCGAAGGCAAGUCAGAACGGGACGUCCCCUCGCUGGGCAAGUCUCAAUCUGCUGCCAAGCUCGCUGUGUAUCAAACCGCAGCCAGCCGAGUCUUCACAGCGUCUCCUAUCAUGGUUCUACCCCCUAUGGUCUUGUACCAUAUCGAGAGCAGGCAAGCUUGGUACAAGAACCUCAUGCAGAAGGAGUGGGUGCGUUCACGACCAGCCCUCGUCAAGGGUAUUCCCCUGGGCAUCAACUUGAGCUUGAUCGCUCUCACCUCCUUUGCCGUCCUUCCUUUCGCUCUGGCUGUCUUCCCACAGCAACAAGAAGUGAGCGCUGAGUCACUCGAGCCUGAGUUCCAUGGCAAGGGAGGAAAGAAUGGCAAGGUUGUUUUCAACCGUGGCCUGUAAACGGCCUCUGUUGCAUCAAACAAAACCCCUUUAGCAUGAUGGUCGUGAGAACGAUUGCACAUCUUGCUCAAGCUACCGUGCUAUCAUGCUGUCUGAACAGCAGUCGAGAGGCUUUCUUCAGAUCUUGUUGAGGAAGCAACUUGUCACUGGCUAACAAACUAGAAUUGCCUCAAACACGCACGGAGGAACAAAAGGGUUAAAAGUAUGUCUCUUGGUUGGUUUGAAAAU
Molecule: messenger RNA, 1509 nt
Organism: Fusarium oxysporum Fo47
Lineage: Eukaryota; Fungi; Ascomycota; Sordariomycetes; Hypocreales; Nectriaceae
Product: Tricarboxylate/iron carrier
Exons: 3
Coding region: 220-1281 (353 amino acids)
Biological process (GO): mitochondrial transmembrane transport; monoatomic ion transport
Cellular component (GO): mitochondrial inner membrane
Molecular function (GO): monoatomic ion transmembrane transporter activity
Source: RefSeq, a predicted model, not a curated record